Molecule: messenger RNA, 3695 nt
Organism: Trichosurus vulpecula (common brushtail)
Lineage: Eukaryota; Metazoa; Chordata; Mammalia; Diprotodontia; Phalangeridae
Gene: GANAB
Product: glucosidase II alpha subunit
Exons: 24
Coding region: 40-2859 (939 amino acids)
Biological process (GO): carbohydrate metabolic process; N-glycan processing
Cellular component (GO): glucosidase II complex
Molecular function (GO): carbohydrate binding; glucan 1,3-alpha-glucosidase activity
Source: RefSeq, a predicted model, not a curated record
GAGGGGAGAGCCAGGGUCAAGGAUCAAACCCGGCACAAGAUGGCGGCGGCGGCGCGUCGGAGGUCCCAGGCAGAGCUGGCCCUGGCCUGUCUGGGCCUCUGCCUUUCCGCAGCCUUGGCAGUGGACAGAAGCAACUUCAAGACGUGUGACCAGAGUUCUUUCUGCAAGCGGCAGCGCAGCAUUCAGCCCGGCUCUUCCCCCUACCGUGCCCUGCUGGACUCUCUAGAACUUACCCCUGAUGCCCUCACGGUCCACCUGGUCAAUGAAGUCACCAAGGUGGUGUUGCUGUUGGAGCUACAAGGACUACAGGGGAACAUGACUCGGAUUCGCAUCGAUGAGCUCAAGCCCCUCCGGCCACGUUACCGGGUGCCUGAUGUCUUGGUGGCAGAUCCCCCCACGGCUCGGCUGUCCAUCUCUGGCCGAGAUGAGAACAGCGUGGAGCUGACUGUGGCCGAGGGCCCCUACAAAAUCAUCCUGACGGGAAGGCCCUUCCGACUGGACCUGCUGGAGAACCGCAGCCUUGUGCUCAGCGUCAAUGCCCGGGGACUUAUGGUCUUUGAGCACCAGAGGCUUCCCAGGAAUUCGGAGGGACCACAGGAACCAGCUGAGGGGGAUGGAACCCCAGACGAGGAGGCUGCUGGGAAAACAGACAAGUCAGAGGAGAACAGAGGAAAGGAUGACAGUGAUGAGCCAGGGGCCUGGGAGGAGAUGUUCAAAACCCACUCAGACAGCAAGCCUUUUGGCCCCACGUCAGUGGGUCUGGAUUUCUCUUUGCCUGGAAUGGAACAUGUGUAUGGAAUCCCAGAGCAUGCAGACAAUCUGAGACUGAAAGUCACUGAGGGCGGGGAGCCAUAUCGACUCUACAACCUCGAUGUCUUCCAGUAUGAGCUGUAUAACCCCAUGGCCUUGUAUGCCUCAGUGCCUGUGCUCUGGGCACACAGCGUCCACCGAGACCUUGGGAUUUUCUGGCUCAAUGCAGCUGAGACAUGGGUUGAUAUAUCCUCUAAUACGGCAGGAAAGACGCUGUUUGGGAAGAUGCUGGAUUACCUCCAGGGUGGGGGAGAGACGCCCCAGACUGAUGUGCGCUGGAUGUCAGAGAGUGGUGUUAUUGAUGUGUUCUUGCUCCUCGGGCCCGCGGUCUCAGACAUCUUCCGUCAGUACGCCAGUCUCACAGGGACCCAGGCCCUCCCCCCACUCUUCUCCCUCGGCUACCACCAAAGUCGUUGGAAUUAUCGGGAUGAGGCCGAUGUGAUUGAUGUUGACCAGGGCUUUGAUAAUCAUGACAUCCCCUGUGAUGUCAUCUGGCUGGACAUUGAACAUGCUGAUGGCAAGCGCUACUUUACCUGGGACUCGAGCCGUUUUCCCCAGCCGCUUACCAUGCUGGGACAUCUGGCUGGCAAAAGACGGAAGCUGGUGACCAUCGUGGACCCUCACAUCAAGGUGGACUCGGGAUACCGGGUGCAUGAGGAAUUACAGUCACUGGGACUGUAUGUCAAGACUCGAGAUGGUUCUGACUACGAGGGCUGGUGCUGGCCAGGCUCCGUUAGCUACCCCGACUUCACAAACGUCAAGAUGAGAGACUGGUGGGCAAAUAUGUUCAGCUUUGACAAGUAUGAGGGUUCAGCCUCAAACCUCUAUGUUUGGAAUGACAUGAAUGAACCAUCGGUGUUCAAUGGUCCUGAGGUCACCAUGCUCAAGGAUGCCCGGCACCAUGGGGGUUGGGAGCACCGAGAUGUCCACAACAUUUACGGCUUCUAUGUGCACAUGGCCACAGCAGAGGGGCUCAUACAGCGCUCUGGAGGGGUAGAGCGCCCAUUCGUGUUGGCCAGGGCCGCCUUCGCUGGCUCUCAGCGCUUUGGAGCUAUCUGGACAGGGGACAAUGCAGCAGAGUGGGACCAUCUGAAAAUCAGCAUCCCCAUGUGCCUCAGCUUGGGGCUGGUGGGGCUUUCUUUCUGUGGGGCGGACAUUGGCGGCUUCUUCAAGAACCCUGAGCCAGAGCUGCAGCUGCGCUGGUACCAAGUAGGCGCAUAUCAGCCGUUCUACAGGGCUCACUCACACAUGGACACAGGCCGGCGAGAACCCUGGCUGCUGCCCCCCGAGUACCUGGGGCCACUCCGAGACGCCUUGCGCCAGCGCUAUGCCCUGCUCCCCUUUUGGUAUACCCUCUUCUAUCGUGCUCACCGUGAUGGGCAUCCUGUCAUGAGGCCCCUGUGGGUGCAGUAUCCAAAGGAUGUGACCACCUUCAGCCAAGAUGAUCAGUACAUGCUAGGAGACUCUCUGUUGGUUCACCCUGUGACAGAGCCUGGGGCCCGUGGAGUCCAAGUGUACCUGCCUGGCCAAGGGGAGGUGUGGUAUGACGUUCAGAGCUACCAGAAGCACCAUGGCCCCCAGACGUUGUACCUCCCGGUCACUCUCAGCAGCAUCCCUGUGUUCCAGCGUGGGGGCACCAUUGUGCCUCGGUGGGAGCGUGUGAGACGAUCUUCAGACUGUAUGAAGGACGAUCCCAUAACCCUUUAUGUGGCAAUCAGCCCCCAGGGCACAGCAGAAGGAGAACUCUAUUUAGAUGAUGGCCAUACUUUCAACUAUCAGACUCAGAAUGAGUAUCUGCUACGAAAGUUCACCUUUUCGGGAAACACUCUCACCUCCAGCUCAGCUGACCCACAAGGCCACUUUGAGACCCCAAUCUGGAUUGAGCGGGUGGUGAUCCUCGGGGCUGGAAAGCCUGCCUCUGUGCUGCUCCAGACAGAGGACAUGCUUGAAAGUGUCCUGAGCUUCCAUCACAAUGCAGAGACCUCAGUGCUAACUCUGCGCAAGCCUGGAGUCCCUGUGGCAGCGGACUGGAGCAUCCACUUGCGAUAGCCCGAGGGUUAUCCCUGCCCAAGCCAGAUCCUGAGUAACCCCUCCCUCUGCCUUGAGGUCUGCUCCCUGUCCCAGAGUCACCUUUCCAACCACAGUAGGGCCCAGAUGCUGCCCGAAGGAUUCACUGGCCAUAAGCUGGGCAGGGGCCAGAGGAGCUUCCGAGGUUGGGAAUCCCUCCUCUGCUUCCCUGACCCCUCCUCUCCCAGCAGACAGCGACAGCGGGACCCCUUCCCAUGACUUCACCCCAUCUUUGUAGGGGACCUGAACUCUUCCUCCCUAGACUCUUCCCCCUCAUGCCUUGGUUUUAGGCAUCUGGAUCUAGCCACCCAAGGACACUGGUCUCCACCUUCAUCCCCUGCCCACCCCUUUUAUUCCUCUCCUCUGGUUGAGGGAAGGGACUCCAGGUGACUUCUCUUCAGCCUUUCUAUUUUCAUACCCCAUCGAUACACUGGGACCACCCCCUUCCCUAGUAGGUGAUGAGUGGGGAGAAAGAAGAUUGUGAGGCUCCUCCUUCCCCCAACUCCUCACUCUGCCAGAACUGCUGCGGGCCCCUUGUCUCCCUGCCCUUGGGGGGAGAGGGGCCCAGCCCCCCCCCCCCCCCCCCGUUGUGGACCCGUCCUCCCCCCUGGGGCAGUGACAGGCUGCCCAGUGUAUUUAUUGCGGGGGGGGGGGGGGGGGGGGGAGGGGUUGGGGGGUAAUGGAUCAUGUGUGCCCAGGGCUGGGGGCUCCGAGAAAUAUGGGAAGGGGCAUCUGGGUGGACAUUUUUUUACUUCCCCGUGGCCCGAGCUGGGGCAGGUUUUGAUAAACGGAAAAACAAUAAAAGAACCGAAACUGUC